Messenger RNA from Pseudogymnoascus verrucosus, 1818 nucleotides. RefSeq lists its product as uncharacterized. The transcript is spliced from 4 exons. NCBI's taxonomy places the organism in Eukaryota, Fungi, Ascomycota, Leotiomycetes, Thelebolales, Thelebolaceae. Bases 1 to 1818 code for a protein of 605 amino acids. Gene Ontology annotation, molecular function: hydrolase activity. The record is from RefSeq and is a predicted model, not a curated record.
AUGCACGCGACAAAAUCCCAACCAGAGAAGAUCGUUGAAAUAAUCGACAAGCACCGGCCCGACCUAUCCGAGUUCGAAGAUAUAUACAAAGAUUUCCACAAGCACCCCGAACUAGGAACCAAAGAAGAAAGGACAGCAGGUAUCAUCGCCAAGCGCCUCAAAGAAAGUGGCUUCGACGUCCACGAGAAAAUCGGCGGCCAUGGAAUAGCUGCCGUGCUCCGCAGGGGCGAUGUACCAACCGUGCUGCUAAGAGCUGAUAUGGACGCUUUGGCGGUCGAGGAGGAGACGGACCUACCUUAUAAAAGCACUGUCUCUAAGACUAUGCAUGCAUGCGGUCAUGAUAUGCAUGUUACUUGCCUUCUCGCGGCUGCGAAAUUGCUCAAUGAUGCGAAGUCGGAAUGGUCAGGUACGCUGAUUUGCGUAUUCCAACCUAAUGAAGAAAAUGGAGCUGGUGCGAAGGCAAUGGUAGACGAUGGGCUAUACCAAAAAAUUCCCAAGCCUGAUGUUGUUUUAGGACAACACGUUUCUCACAUGAAGACCGGGACGUUGUCUAUUGGUGCUGGCGUCACUCUAUCCGCAGCAGAUUCAUUCAAGGUCACCAUCCACGGAAGGAGCGGACACGGAAGCCAACCAGAAAACUGCAUCGACCCAAUCGUCAUCGCGAGCUCCAUAGUAGUUCGCCUCCAGACCGUUGUAAGCAGGGUCGUUUCGCCUUCUGAAUCCGUCGUCGUGACAUGCGGCAGUUUCCACGGGGGGGAAUCAGAGAAUGCUAUUCCCGACGAGGUUGAGAUAAAGCUGAACAUCAGGACGCAAAGUGAGAAUGUGCGGAAGAGAGUCAUUGAAGCGGUGAAGCGGAUUAUCAAGGCCGAGUGCGACGCCGGGGGCUGCACUCAGCCGCCUGAUAUCGAGCCUACGUCGCGAUUCCCACUUACAGUCAACGACCCAAAGAUCGUUGACAAGCUCCAUGAUGCGUUUAAACCCGUCUUUGGCGAUAUUCCAAGUACAUCCGGGAUGGUUAGUGGCAGUGAGGAUUUCUCGGAUCUUGCUACACCACAUGAUAUCCCAUACGCAUUCUGGUUUUUUGGAGGAACAGAUGAGAAGAAGUGGGAUGAUGCGGUGAAGAAUGACACUGUCAAUCUCCUUCCACAUAACCAUAGCGCCAAGUUUGCACCAGUUAUCGAACCUACCUUGAAUGCGGGAUCGGAUGCAUUGGCCUUAGCUGCUCUGACAUUUUUGAAGACAUAUUCUUCAACCCGACUUCAUCUGGACUCCUCGAACUUCCACGCCAUUAUCUACCAAAAUACCCGAUACACCCACGCCUACCUCAAAACUUUCUCAUAUCACUACUGCCGCUGGGCCGGCUUCCCCUUCGACAACCAAAUCGCUCCCCUCCCCUUCGGCCUCCUCCUAAAAUGGUCGGAUGGCACGCGGCUUGAAGAAGUCCUCGCCACCCAAGUCUGCUUCACCGCCGGCCUCCCAACUCCAAAAAUCAUCUGCUAUGGAGAUCACCCAGAGACUCCGCAUGCUCCGGUGUCAAUACUGAUGACGCGGCUUCCGGGCAAGGAAAUAGGACAAGUCUACGAAUCCCUCAGCGUUGAUGCCAAAGCAACCGCCCUCGCUGAGCUGAAGACUUACUUGGCCACCAUACGCCAGUGGAAAAGCCCUUGGGGCGACGCGCGGAUCUGCUCCAUCACAGGUGGUCCAAUCCGCAGCAUCCGCGUGCCCAACCACAUCGUGGGCCCGUAUGAGACGUCCGAUGAGUUCCACGACUAUCUCCUCGCGCCGGCGCGGAACUCCAGCUGCUUCAAGUCGCAAUAA